Formica exsecta is the source of this 2440-nucleotide messenger RNA. It is a transcript of the gene Jra, whose product is annotated as transcription factor AP-1. Gene Ontology annotation, molecular function: RNA polymerase II cis-regulatory region sequence-specific DNA binding; DNA-binding transcription factor activity, RNA polymerase II-specific; transcription factor binding. The record is from RefSeq and is a predicted model, not a curated record. NCBI's taxonomy places the organism in Eukaryota, Metazoa, Arthropoda, Insecta, Hymenoptera, Formicidae. The transcript has a single exon. The coding region runs from base 808 to 1623 and encodes 271 amino acids. Gene Ontology annotation, cellular component: transcription regulator complex. Gene Ontology annotation, biological process: regulation of cell cycle; regulation of cell population proliferation; regulation of transcription by RNA polymerase II.
GAUAUAAGCGAGUACGUUUAGUUGGGUGUUCACAAGUUGUCGAGCCAUCGUCGUGCACGGGUAAAUACGCCUUUGCUCGCGCAACGAUCGUCGCGAUCUCUGCAUUCCGCAACAGAGAGACGGCACACGCGCACCGCCCGGUCCGUCGCGUCGUCGUGAGUCAUUGUUAUGUUGACAGCCGUAGCGGGCGGUAGUCGGCUACCUCGUGCACGGUGGUGCUUGUUGUUACCGCGGUAAAUCGUACCAAACGUCAGAUACCGACGUGUCUUCUACGUCGAUUCCAGAUCAACCAAGUGCCGUCGGUAGUUGUGCGCGAUAUACCGAGUGUCGCAAAACGUGCUCGUGAAGUACAAGGAGACCCAAUCACCGUUGCUGGAUUUUUGCGUAUAGUCGCGCGCGCGGUUAUAUAAUCGCCGCAGCGCGGAGCAAAGUGUUUGCAAGAGUUGACGUAGACAGAAAGAGAGAGAGAGACAGAGAGAGAGAGAGAGAGAGACAGAGAGAGAGAGAGAGAGAAAGAGAAAGAAAGAGCGAAAGAAGGAAGAGGAGAAACAAGAAAGAAGGUAGAUAACAUCAUCGCCUACACUUAUGUGUAGUUUAAAAUAACGUGUACAUAUUUAAAUAUAUAUACUGAAGAGUAGGAAGUUUUGGAUAUACGGAAACUGCAAGAAAGUUUUUCGUUUGUAGCUUUUCGGAUCCGAUAAGCGAGCCGCGGAGACCGCUCGCUCCGGAGGCGAAAAGCGACGGUCGUUAACGAGGGAGAACCUCGGUAUUCCAUCGAGCGACUAGUUUAUCAGACCGGCGGUAUCCAUGGUGCGAAGCCUGACGAUGGAGCCGACGUUCUACGAGGACGCGAGCGUUUAUGGCGCGAUGAACGGUCGCGAGAACAGCAUGGGCCAGCUUAAGCGGAAUCUCACGCUCGAUCUGAACGGCUGCCAGAGGCAGGGACCUCAGGCGAAAAGGCCGCGAUUGGGCCCGCUGACACCCGCGCUCAACAACGUCACGCCGAUCCUGAGCUCGCCGGAUCUCAACUUGCUGAAGCUGGCCUCGCCUGAGCUGGAGAAGUUCAUCAUGACACAGUCGGACAGUCUGGUCACCGGUCUCCCAACGCCUACCACCCAGAUUCUGUUCCCUAAGACGGUCACCGAGGCUCAGGAAUUGUACGCGCGCGGCUUCGUCGAUGCGCUCAAUGAGCUACAUCACUCCGACAGUUCGCAGGAACCCGGUAGCAUGCACGGCGCGACUUAUACAACUCUGGAGCCGCCUAGUAGCGUGCAGAGCACAGAAUCCACCAUGAGCAAUCCGAAUCUGGUGCACGUGAAGGACGAGCCGCAGACGGUACCGAGCGUAUCCAGCACACCGCCGAUGUCGCCGAUUGAUAUGGAGAACCAAGAGAAGAUCAAGCUGGAGAGGAAACGACAGAGGAAUCGCGUGGCCGCCUCCAAGUGCCGACGGCGCAAACUCGAGCGCAUCUCCAGGCUCGAGGACAAGGUCAAACUGCUCAAGGGCGAGAACAGCGAGCUAAGUAACAUCGUGCACAAGCUCAAAGAACACGUGUGCCGACUCAAGGAGCAGGUUAUGGACCACGUGAAUGCCGGCUGUCACAUCGUGCCUGGCCAAUACUGAAGUUUCUCAACCCCCCCAUUCCCUGUCCCAGGGAUGAAACUGCGAAUGUUAAUGCUCGCUCCUUUUUCGAUCACUCUCUCGCCGGAUCCGCUACCGUGCUCUUCACCAUCAUCAUCUUGCCUUUCGUAGUUCCACCAAGGAACGGACAUUGAACUUUCGCAACAGCUGUUAAUCAUCGUUCGGAUUCGUUCUUCCGCGACUGUAAUCGGGAAGAAUUUCCACUAUGUGGAUACGGGCCUAUAUUUCGCAUAUGAAAAUGUUCUCUCUCUUUAUUUCAACCUCAACAAAAUGUAGAAUAGAUUCCUUUCCUUUAAUAUGAGAAAGGAACUAAACAGUUCUACAAAAAGCAAAGUCUAUCUCUGUCUGCUGAUAUUGCUAAUGGAAAAGUUCGGGACACACACACACACAGAGGAAACGCUAUCUUUAAAAAAAAAAGACAGAGUGUCUCCAUUGCCAUUCCGGAAAGAACCUUCGUAAAAGAAAGAGGAGAGGAGGAAAGAAGUCAGUCUAUGGUCUACCACGUUUACAGUUUUGUCUUAAUUCUUUUGUGACAUGACUGGGAGGAGACACCAUCGCGCGACGGAACAGCAAGCAGCAGGCGGAGCGGGAGAAGGAGGUGACGGUCAAAGUGGAGAAGGAGGAAGGAGUGCCUUCGUACAGACGUGAAACGUAAAGAAUGCUUUUAGAGAAGAGUGGCGGGCGUGCGCGCGUGCGUGUUUUGCGCAUGCGAGAGACUUUAUACGCACGAACACGCUCGACGAAUGCGUGCGUGCGUGCGUGCAUGAUGAGAGGAAGAAAGAGCGAGAGAGCUGUGUAU